AUGGCUUCCUUUCGUUUCUGUGCAGAAUGCAACAACAUGUUGUAUCCAAGAGAAGACAAGGAUAAUGCCAGACUUCUAUACUCCUGCAGGAACUGUGACUACACUGAGUUGGCAGAAAACGCCAAGGUCUAUCGUCACGAGUUGAUCACCAAUAUAGGUGAGACUGCAGGUGUUGUUCAGGACAUUGGCUCUGACCCAACGUUGCCCAGAUCUGACAAGCUUUGUCCGCAUUGCGGCAAUCAUGAAUGUGUGUUUUUUCAGUCCCAGCAGAAGCGGAAAGACACUUCGAUGAUUUUGUUUUAUGUGUGCUUGGAAUGUAAGAGGGUUUUUAGAACGUGA
Messenger RNA from Metschnikowia bicuspidata var. bicuspidata NRRL YB-4993, 339 nucleotides. Its product is annotated as DNA-directed RNA polymerase II core subunit. The transcript has a single exon. Gene Ontology annotation, cellular component: RNA polymerase II, core complex. Gene Ontology annotation, biological process: maintenance of transcriptional fidelity during transcription elongation by RNA polymerase II; DNA-templated transcription; transcription-coupled nucleotide-excision repair. The record is from RefSeq and is a predicted model, not a curated record. NCBI's taxonomy places the organism in Eukaryota, Fungi, Ascomycota, Pichiomycetes, Serinales, Metschnikowiaceae. The coding region runs from base 1 to 339 and encodes 112 amino acids. Gene Ontology annotation, molecular function: zinc ion binding; nucleic acid binding; DNA-directed RNA polymerase activity.